Molecule: messenger RNA, 2513 nt
Organism: Penaeus chinensis
Lineage: Eukaryota; Metazoa; Arthropoda; Malacostraca; Decapoda; Penaeidae
Product: actin, muscle-type A2-like
Exons: 2
Coding region: 134-1264 (376 amino acids)
Biological process (GO): mitotic cytokinesis
Source: RefSeq, a predicted model, not a curated record
GUUUGAUAUAUGAAUCUCAAAUAAACCCCCGACUUGCAGUGCCGUGUCGCGGGUAGAGGGUCGCCGAGAGGAAGUGCAGAGUCGUCGCUCAGGCCAGUGUCUCUGAUCUCGCUCAAAAUUUUAGUUGAUCACCAUGUGUGACGAAGAUGCAAGUGCACUGGUAUGUGACAAUGGCUCCGGCCUCUGCAAGGCUGGCUUCGCCGGAGACGACGCCCCUCGUGCCGUCUUCCCCUCCAUCGUCGGCCGCCCCCGUCACCAGGGUGUGAUGGUCGGUAUGGGUCAGAAGGACGCCUACGUCGGCGAUGAGGCCCAGAGCAAGAGAGGUAUCCUCACCCUCAAAUACCCCAUCGAACACGGUAUCAUCACCAACUGGGACGACAUGGAAAAGGUUUGGCAUCAUACAUUCUACAAUGAACUCCGUGUUGCUCCUGAGGAAUCUCCCGUCCUCCUCACUGAGGCACCCCUCAACCCCAAGGCCAACCGUGAGAAGAUGACCCAGAUCAUGUUCGAGACCUUCAGCUGCCCCGCCAUGUACGUGGCCAUCCAGGCCGUGCUGUCCCUCUACGCCUCUGGUCGUACCACGGGUAUUGUUCUUGAUUCUGGUGAUGGCGUGACCCACACUGUCCCCAUCUACGAAGGUUAUGCUCUUCCUCAUGCUAUCCUACGUCUGGACUUGGCCGGCCGUGACCUGACAAACUACUUAAUGAAGAUUCUAACGGAACGUGGCUACUCCUUCACCACCACAGCUGAACGUGAGAUCGUCCGUGACAUCAAGGAGAAGCUUUGCUAUGUGGCUCUCGACUUUGAAAAUGAAAUGGCACAAGCAGCAGCAACUUCCUCGCUUGAAAAGUCCUACGAGCUUCCCGACGGUCAGGUCAUCACCAUCGGCAACGAGCGCUUCCGUGCCCCCGAAGCUCUGUUCCAGCCAUCUUUCCUCGGCAUGGAAUCUUCAGGAAUUCACGAAACUGUUUAUCACUCGAUUAUGAAGUGUGACGUCGACAUCAGGAAGGACCUGUACGCCAACACCGUCAUGUCUGGAGGCACCACCAUGUACCCUGGUAUUGCUGACCGUAUGCAGAAGGAAAUCACGAACUUGGCUCCCUCUACUAUCAAGAUCAAGAUCAUUGCUCCUCCUGAGCGUAAAUACUCCGUGUGGAUCGGCGGUUCCAUCCUGGCUUCCCUGUCCACCUUCCAGUCCAUGUGGAUCACCAAGGAGGAAUACGAUGAGUCCGGCCCUGGCAUUGUUCACCGCAAGUGCUUCUAAAUUCCAAAAUUCUACGGAUUUAUACGAUUUCUAAACCAAAUCAACACUUUUAUCCUGGUAAAUCCUGUGAACCCAUUGUUCUUUCAUAUUUACGUUAAGUAUAAAUCAUAAAUGUGUUAUUGUUUUUAUGAAAAUCUGAAUCAAGAUUAAUCUUAUUUUUUAUUAUCUUUUUUUAAACAUACAACAGAAUUGUGAGUAAAUAAAAUUGAAAGCGUAUUCUCAUUUAAAUAAAACUUUAAUGAUAUUUGAUAUCUUCAUUAAUUCAUGGCGACAGAAGACAUCACAUUUUGAUAUGUAAAAUUAUGCUUUUGAUUCAUAUUGUAUAUGAAAUUAUCAUAUCAGUAUGUACAGCCACUCUCUAAAGUGCCUCUAAUAUAUCAUGACUUUUAGAAACUUUGUCAGGCUAUCACUGGGAAAAUUGAUUAUGCUCAGCGAAACAUGGAAAGUUGUGUUUACAGCCUUAUAUAAAAGUUAUGAAUGUAUACGUUUGUACAGUCACGGUUAUCAACCGUUAUGUUCACGGUGUGCGUGUGUGUGUGUGUGUCACACACACACACACACACACACACACACACACACACACACACACACACACACACACACACACACACACACACACACACACACGCACGCACGCACACACACACACACCGUGUACAUAACAUUUUAUAUCUGUGACUGUACAAGCUUACAGAGAGACAGAUAGUCAGGCAGAAACAGAGAACGAGAGAUAGAACGUUAGUCUAUCUAUGUUAAUGCGUGUAUCCGCGUGUGGGAUAAGUCAGUAUGUGCGUGGAUCAACAUAAGUACCUACUUCCUAGCAGUUACAGUGUAUCACUUCCGAAUAUUACGAAUCAGUCACAGAAAACUUUUAGGGGUAACUGAAAUUUUCCUAGACUGAAAUAUAGAAAACGUGAAGUCAUCGUGUUCUUGCAUCAUAAGAUUAUAACUGCUAUCGUCCUCCUUGGCCUAUCUUGAACACUUAGUUUUACUAUUUUUACUAUUAUUAUUAGUAGUGAUAGUUGUUUCAUUAUUAUUAUCAUUAAUAUUGUUAUAAUUAUUAUUAUUACAAUUAUUAUUAUCAUUAUUAUUAUUAUUAUUUAUCCCAUUUAACACAAGCUGUGAUUUGCGAAUAUUUAUGAGAAUGUACAUAUACAUGCAAUAAAGUAUGUAUGUGUGUAUACGUAUGAAUAUGAACAUGCAUGUCAUCUAUGAACUUGAAUAAUAAUAUUGCAUAUUCAAACAUAAA